UGAGUCGAUAUCUCGGGGAGUGAACGAUGUAUGAUAAGAGCGUGUUUGUUUGGAUUUUUAGAUGUAGUGUUUUUGUCGGUUUAUUAUCUGCGGUUGUAACCGUUAUAUAUCUCACGCCAAUUCCAGAGCUGCAGCACGCAUCAUGUCUGCGGCAGUGCCACGAGCUGGACUGGCCGAUGAUCUGCCGUGUCAAGCUGGUACUGGAGGUCUCGUCAGCUGUAACAAGGAGCAGCAGUUCCUGUGGCCACAACAGUACAGAGUGUGUGGAGGGAUGUGGCAGAAGAGUAGGACCAAUCAAAGCCAAGCUGCUCACAGCUAACGGCCUCGCACCUGGACCUACGAUUGAGGUAUGUGAGAAGGAUAUCCUGGUAGUGGACGUGGUGAACCGUGCACCAGGGGCAGCAGUGUCAGUCCACUGGCGCGGCCAGGCCCAGCGAGAGACCCCGUACAUGGACGGAGCCCCCAUGGUGACCCAAUGUCCCGUCAACACAUUCACGACUUUCCAGUACAAGUUCAGGGCUACCAAUCCUGGCACACAUGUCUGGCAGGUACAUACAGGUAACCCAGAGCUGGACAGCUUAUUUGGAGCCCUGAUAGUCCGUCAGUCACCUAAGAAAGAACCUCAUCAUGACCUUUAUGACGAAGAUGAUCAUUUUGUUCUUAUUAGCACGUCUCCUUCUAUUGAUAACUUGGGCUCUGGAGCCCUUCUUAUCAAUGGAAAACCUUUUAGCCAGGAGGGCGAGGCUCAGUUGAAUGUGACGUCAUACAAGAGACACAGACUACGGCUGAUGUAUGCUGUAGCAUCUAUUAGUUGUCCUGUAACUGUGGCAAUAGACAGACACUCACUGUUGGUCAUAGCACUGGACGGUCACCCCAUCAGACCUGUGGAGGCUCUCAGUGUAGUCAUGGCUCCUGGAGAGAGAGUAGAUGCUGUACUAACAGCUGAUCAAGACCUUGGUGACUAUCAGCUGAAGGUGACCACAACAGCUGAAUGUACCACCAAGCUGCAAGGAUCAGCCCUAGUCAGCUACCAAACUCACCAGAGCGCUCAGUCACCUCUCACAAGGCUCCCCCAACACCAACCUAACCUGGUCAAGGGUCUGAGCACAGUAGGGAAUGGAGACUGCAGCACAAGUGAUUCUCAGUUCUUGUGUCUCUCCAAGAUACAAUCCCUGACUAAACUCCCCCCAGAACUCACCCCCGAGAGAUUACCCUUCACGCUCUUCUUGCCCUUCGACUUUGUCAAGCCUCCUCCCCAGUACAGUGUCUUUGAUGACUCUCUGAGACUGCCUCGCCUCAACAAUCUCACUCUCACCUUCCCUUCAUCGCCUCUGCUGAGUCAUGCAGCAGACCUGGAGGUUUGCAACUCCAAUGUCCGUCCGUCGCCUUGUGAGGAACAAGCCAUGUGUCAAUGUGUCCAUGUUGUAGAAGUGCCUUUACACACUCCUGUCGAACUGAUGCUCAUUGACCAAGGUGGUGAAGGAUCCCACACAUUCCACCUGCACGGCCACAGUUUCCAUGUGGUGGGGGUGGCGGGGAGGGGGGAAGGAGUGCGGCGUGGUGCAGAGUAUGGUAGACUGCCGCGUCAACUACACAAUCCUGUGGUUAAAGACACAGUCACUGUCCCUGCUGGGGGUGCUGUGGCCCUGCGGUUUAUGGCUGACAACCCUGGUUACUGGUUGCUGCAUGAUGAGAGGUGGCAAGGGUUGGGGGUGAUAUUCCGUGUAGGCUCCACAUCCGACACACCACCUCUGCCUGACAACUUCCCUACAUGUGGCGACUUUGUAGGGCCAGAGUUCUUCCUAAUUUAAAAUAAUCCUUCAGGAGAAAGUGCAUUGCUUUACUAGGAUUUGUAGCCCAGUAGAGUUCCAACAAUCAGAAAACGUGCCUGAAACUCUAAGGUGCUGUAGAUUUCUGAAACUGGAAAUACUGUGUUAAGAGAACCACUGUGACAGAUAAGCUAGGUACACAUGGGAGCAUUGCACCGCACACUGUAACGCGCUUCAGAUAAGCCUUUAAAACCCAUGACAGCAUUGCAUUGCUCGUUGGAUCAAUAAUUGUCUCAUGGCAUGUCCCGGUACAGCCAUAAAAGUUGAAGAGGCCAUUUCUGUUUGAGCCUUGUACCAUAGAUAUAAAAACGAAAACAAACUCAAAGUACCCCCAUUGCAGCUCUUUGCCCCCAUUCCACUCUUUACCCUAAUCUAUGAAAAUAUUAACUUGUUUUUGUAAUUACCUGAGAAUACUAUCUUCUACAUAUUUAACAAAAGUUCAGGUCUGUCUAGCACCUAGUGAGAACAUUGUUAGGGAUUAAAUUUCAACGAUAAGAACCUCAUAGUUACCAUGAGGUAAGUUUAUUGUAAAUUGAAGUAAACACACAGCAAACAUACUUAAAAUCUACUCCCUCCUACUCCAAAACCAAAACGCACAUUCCAACGCUCACAUGUGUACAGUCCCAUUAAAACCAUUGUAGCUCAAGACAAAGCUUCUGCUAGCACGCGUUGCACAAAGAACUAGUGAUGGUCAAAACCAGAAAUUUUGAAUCUCAAAACCAAAACCGAAACUUAAAAAAUCAAAUCCCGAGUCUCGAAUCUCAAAACCUGAACGUGAAAUUUUUAGGUACCGUAACUGGUCAAGUUGUUAAAAAUACAGGUACUGUAAUGAUAACAUUUUCAUUAUGAUUAUGCGAUCAAAACUGAAAGAGAUUGACUCCUGAUCCAGACAUAAUAACUAUAAUAACAUAAAUGUGACGGAUAAACUUCAAACCUAAAAUAACAUACUUUUUUAUGAAACAACUACGUUAACAUUAAAAUAAAUGAAACUCUUAACAUUGAAAUAAACAUGAAUAUUACAUUAAUUAGAACAUUUAGUGGCCAAUAUUUCUUUGUGUUUAAAAAAUGUUGAAUAUUGAUAUAAAACUGAAUUGUAAGCUGUUCCAGUAUUUAACCCUUCCCGGACGGGCGAAAUCGUGACAUAGAAUGGGAAAAAAUUAUAGGAAAAAAUUAAAAUUAAUUUUCCUUAUUUGUGUUUUGUUGUGCAAGUAUACAUAAAAUAAACACAAUGGAACACUUAAUACUGUCAAAAUAAAUUUUUACUCGUUUUUAACGAUGCGGAUAUAUCCGCUACCCGUCUUUGAAGACAUGACCAUGACAACGUUAGGCAAUAAACAAAACCCCUAACCCCCCACCCCCUGGAUACGCCACGGUGUACCAGCAUAUACUUUCAAAAGUAUAACUCACAGUAAGUGUUUUCCUAAACUCAGGAUAUAAAACUGAAUUAUGAGCAUUUGAUGAGUUUUAGAUGUAAAAUGUACAUUCCGACUUUCAGUUUUAUUCCCAUGUUUAAGUUAAAUCGAGCCACUGAGUCCACUGGUGUAAAUGAAAGAUUUUGUUCAAACACACCAACUUUUUAACCAAGCCAAACUGAUAGAACAGCUUAUUGUAAGCUAUGACAUCUUUUGUGUUGUAUUAACCUAUCAUUAGCAAUUGAGGAGGAAACCAGAACUUUGACGGUAGAGUAAUCACAAUCAAUGUGUGUCUCCUUCAACUACCUAUGUUAUAUAAAAAAAAUAAAUAAAUAAAUAAAAAAAUAAAAAAUAAAAAAACGGCUACAGCUGGUCUAGGCCUAUAUAGACACAAUAUAGUAUAUAGCCUAUAUAGUACAAUUAAUUGCAUGAUUACUGAAUUGGAAACAAGCAUAAGUGACCUUAUUGCCAAUUUAAAAUUUCCUUACUGAACAUUUAGGGCUUUCAUGGAGAUCUGUUUGUGAUGUGGCCCUUCACAGAAUGGAGCAAGGUGAGGUAGUGAGAAGCUCAAAUAAUAAAGACGGAAGACGUAACUAUAGUCGUUUACUUGUCGGGUUGUAAAUAUUAUGUCUCAAUUGAUGGUUAAUGUUGCAAAGAAUCCAUGAUAUUUUUUAGGAUAAUUCAUAGUAUAUUGAAGCAAAACUAAAAAUGCAAAAAGCACCAAAUUGUUCAAAAUACAUGACAAUAAAGCUAGUCUUUUAAUUUGACCUUUUGGAUUGUAACCUUUUGGAAACAUACUCCUACGGUAAUACCAGGCCCGCAGUUUGCAUGUGACGAGCUAUGGGCCCGAGAGAUAUUUGUGCCUGCCCCCCUCCACCCUCCACAGAGAAUUGUUCUCUUCCUUGCAUCCCCAAUAAACCUAAAACCUAUUUUGCCUUUACAGAGGUUCUGAAACUUUUAAAGUUACAAAAUGCAACAAUUUGUACAGGGAUAAAACGUUUAAUGUGUUUUGCAAAUAGAAGCAAUAAUAAAAAUGAUCAAAUUUAAAAGCUUUACAUCCAAACAAUUGUAUUUUUACCUCUGAAACAUUUCAGUUUAUAAAUAAGGUGAAGAAAAAAAAGUUCAGAUUGAAAGUUCAAAUUCAUUUUGUAAUUUAAUAGGCAAAGUUUGACAAGACGUAGAAUCUCAAUAACUAGUUGUAAGUAUUAUUUAAUGUAAAUAAUUUUAAAAUUGAAUAAGUCAAUCUGUGAUUAUAUAUAUAUAGGCAUUGUCUCAACUUUGUGUUAUUGUAGUUUUAUAAAUAAUU
Molecule: messenger RNA, 4547 nt
Organism: Macrosteles quadrilineatus (aster leafhopper)
Lineage: Eukaryota; Metazoa; Arthropoda; Insecta; Hemiptera; Cicadellidae
Exons: 11
Coding region: 27-1811 (594 amino acids)
Biological process (GO): iron ion transport
Cellular component (GO): plasma membrane
Molecular function (GO): copper ion binding; oxidoreductase activity
Source: RefSeq, a predicted model, not a curated record